Oncorhynchus mykiss (rainbow trout) is the source of this 960-nucleotide messenger RNA. RefSeq lists its product as uncharacterized. Gene Ontology annotation, cellular component: axon; extracellular region. The record is from RefSeq and is a predicted model, not a curated record. Lineage: Eukaryota; Metazoa; Chordata; Actinopteri; Salmoniformes; Salmonidae. Gene Ontology annotation, biological process: digestion. Gene Ontology annotation, molecular function: neuropeptide hormone activity.
UUUCAAAUGUGUUUCUCAGUGAUAGACAACUUGCCAUUUUUUUUCCCCAUGGCAUUUUUAAUGAUCGAUUCAUUGUUUUUCUUGCCUGUCAAUGCAAGUGGAAGUUACAGUUGGUGGUCCUUGGCCUUGGAUACAGGUGUUAUGACAGGGUUGUAGACUUCUUCUGUAACCACAACCACCAUUGAACGUCUGAGUUAUACUUUAUUGUCUCACAUUUCCAGGUGAACGAUUAGAAUAUUGAUGCGCCCCAUUCUGGCACUGAGUAUCCAUUACGCAUGGAGUUUCCAUCGUCUCUUUUAAUCAAUCAAGGGAUCUAUCUUGGACAUUGUUAUCAGACAUUGCUCUUUGACCAUAUUGGUUAGAUAGACCUUGGUGUAUAAAAGACCUGACACAGACAACUGGCAAUAUCAUUCGCACUUGCUGACUUCGUUUUGUACAGACUGUCACAUACGGUCCACUCUCUUUUAAGGCAUGGCAAUGGGUGGAUUGUUGGUGUGCGUCCUCAUGGCAGCGCUAGUGGGGGUUGGUUUGACAUCACCCGUAUCCAAGUCGGAUGGCAACACCAAACAGGGUGGGAUACUGCCACAGCUACUGGCCAGGAGGGAGGCAGUGUGGAAUGCUGCGGAGAACGUCGCUAAGCGGGAGCAAGACACUCAAAUGAGCAUGGCACAGAUGGCGAGGACGGCGCACCUGUCGGAGGACCAGCGCGAGUUCAUGUCCAAGCAAAUCAAGCAGGCCAUCUCAGAGUUGAUGAACGAGUGUCCGGGCCGGGACUACCAAGGAUGGGUCGACUUUGGACGGCGGAGUGCAGAGUAGAGACGUACCAAAGGCCAACUGAGGAACGUCUGCCUGCACUGGCGUUACUCAGGAAUACAUCCCUAUUUGAAAUAGAUUGUAUUUAUUUUUGAAUUUGCUUAUAUUGAUUUUUAUCCAAGUGUCAAAAUAAACAUGUUUGCAGUA